Molecule: messenger RNA, 2099 nt
Organism: Salvia hispanica
Lineage: Eukaryota; Viridiplantae; Streptophyta; Magnoliopsida; Lamiales; Lamiaceae
Product: aluminum-activated malate transporter 4-like
Biological process (GO): malate transport
Source: RefSeq, a predicted model, not a curated record
UUAUUAGUUACCCAAACUCAAAAGAAUCAUCACAACAUUCAUCUUCUCAAGCAAAAAAGCAAAAAGUUACAGCCCUCUCCCAACAUCAAGAUCCUCAGAAUCCCAAUUAAAUAAUCCACCACCCAAAAAGCUCAACAAUAAAAAGGGGCACACCAAAAAAAAAAAAAAAAAAAAAAAAAAAAAAAAAAAAAAAAAAAAAAAAAAAGACAUGGCGAAUUUGGGGUCUCUGCGGCAGAGCUUCGUGGAGAGAGGGAAAGAGCGGGUGGUGUCGCGGAAGUACUACUCGGAGGUGGAAUCGGAGGGGUACUACGUGCGGCACGAGGGGUGCUUCCGAGUGAUGGGGGAGAGGCUGUCGCGGUGGUGGAAGAGGCUGGAGGAGAUUGCGGUGAGCGCGUAUGAGAUGGGGAGAUCGGAUCCCAGGAAGGCCAUGUUUGCUGCUAAAAUGGGCUGCGCUUUGUCUCUCGUUUCGCUGCUCAUCUUUUUUAAAGAGCCCUCCACUUACAUCACCAAGCAUUCCAUUUGGGCCAUUCUUACUGUUGUGGUUGUCUUUGAGUUCAGCAUAGGAGCUACUUUAAGCAAAGGGUUUAAUCGAGCGUUGGGGACCCUCUCGGCUGGUGCACUAUCUUUAGGGAUUGCAGAAUUGGCAAAGCUUGCUGGAGAAUUUCAUGAAGUCGUCGUUGUCAUCAGUAUUUUUAUCGCAGGGUCCUUGUCUAGUUAUCUGAAGCUGCACCCGGCCGUGAAGCAGUACGAAUAUGGAUUCCGGGUCUUCAUGCUGACAUUCUGCAUCGUGCUGGUGUCUGAUUCGUCGGAGUUUCUUCAGACCGCUGUUUCCAGACUGGUGCUGAUCGCAGUCGGUGCUGGUGUCUGCUUAGUCAUGAAUGUCUGCAUUUUCCCCAUUUGGUCCGGUGAGGAUUUGCACAAGCUGGUCGUGAAGAACUUUAAAGGGGUUGCCACGUCUUUGGAAGGUUGUAUCAAUAUGUACUUGCAAUGUGUCGAGUAUGAAAGAAUACCAUCGAAGAUCCUGAUCUACCAAGCUUCUGAUGAUCCUCUUUACAAGGGAUAUCGAACUGCAGUGGAGUCCACGAGCCAAGAGGAGACCCUGAUGAGCUUUGCUGUUUGGGAACCACCUCACGGCCGUUAUAGGAUGUUUAACUAUCCUUGGGGCGAAUAUGUGAAGGUCAGUGGCGCUCUGAGGCACUGUGCGUUCAUGGUGAUGGCGAUGCACGGGUGUAUUCUUUCAGAAAUACAGGCACCUUCUGAACUAAGGCAGGUUUUCAAGGAUGUAAUUCAGAGAGUUGGCACCGAAGGAGCCAAAGUUCUCACAAUGCUUAGUGAAAAAGUCGAAAAGAUGGAGAAACUAGACACGGAGGACCCUCUCGAAGCUAUUCACGAUGCUGCGGAGAAUCUGCAGAUGAUGAUCGACCAGAAAUCGUACCUUUUGGUGAACGCGGAGAGCUGGGCGAGCGACAAACGUCCCGAAAAUCUCGACCCAGAAAAGAUCCGCGAAAUGAAAGAGAAUGAAAACAAGCCUUUCUUGAUCAAGUCUCUCAGCUCAAUCAACCAGCAGUCGACUCAGACACUUCGCAACUACGAUGCAUUUACUGCCCGAAGCAUCAACAACUUCUCCCAAUCCGAACUGGGUUCUGGAGAGGACGUCCUCAAGCAGCAGACCAUGUGGCCUUCACGCCUCUCUCUGAUCGGUGAUUCCAUCCUCAAUGAGCGUGAGGUUCGCACAUAUGAAAGCGCGAGUGCAUUGUCUCUCGCGAAUUUCACCUCUUUGUUGAUCGAGUUUGUUGCCAGGCUUCAGAACCUGGUUCACUCGUUCGAGGAACUCAGCGAGAAGGCUAAGUUCAGAGAGCCGGUUGAGAUAACGGAAAUGCAAACGAGCACCAGUUUCUGCUCCAGAGUGCUCGAAUGCUUGUGCUGCUGCAGACAGACCAACGCAGUCCAAGCAGUUGUAUGAUGAUCAGGUGAUAUGUUGUAUUUCAUUAACCAGAAACAUUCAGAUCAUCACUAUAGCAAUUUUGUGAAUUAUGGACAUAAAAGUUAUAACAAAAUGUAAUUUUCACCCUUUUUUCAGCAACUUUUUAUUGAAUCAA